Molecule: messenger RNA, 907 nt
Organism: Rhipicephalus microplus (southern cattle tick)
Lineage: Eukaryota; Metazoa; Arthropoda; Arachnida; Ixodida; Ixodidae
Product: rab-like protein 2A
Molecular function (GO): GTP binding; GTPase activity
Source: RefSeq, a predicted model, not a curated record
CUCGCGCUGCACGGGGGCUACGUUGGCGCGGUACUCGUCUUCGUGGCACUUGACGCGCAUGCCAAUCUCGGAAAAUGGCCGGUGGAGCGGUGGGCGCUGGAGGCACGGAGGAGAGCUUGGAGCAAGACGCGGACGGACACGUGAAACUCAAAGUGAUCUGUCUGGGUGACAGCGCGGUGGGGAAAUCGAAGCUCGUGGAGCGAUUCCUCCUGGAUGCCUACAAGCCUCACCAAGCGUCAACCUACGCACUUACGCUGUUACGGCACAAGACGAAAGUCGAUGGCGAACCUGUUAUUGUUGAUUUUUGGGACACUGCAGGCCAAGAGAGGUUCAAGACACUGCACCCUUCCUAUUACCACCACGCGGACGCCUGCAUUCUGGUAUUCGACAUCACGAGGAAGAUCACAUACAAGAACCUUUCGAACUGGUACAAGGAGCUUAGAGAGCACAGGCCCGCCAUACCUUGCCUUUGUGUAGCGAAUAAAAUUGACGCUGACAGCACUGUCGUGCAAAAGAGCUUCAACUUUGGAAAGAAAAACGGAAUGCCUUUCUACUUCGUGUCCGCUUCUGACGGCACAAACGUCGUCAAAAUGUUUCGAGAUGCCAUUUCGGCCGCAUACAGGUAUCGAAAGGAUCCCACUGAUUUUAUCGAUCAAGUGUUGCAAGAACUGGAGGGUUUCAGCAGUGAAGGCGAGACUGAAGACGUGUCUUCAACUUCAGGCGGGAGUCCAUCGGUGAAGCCACUGUGAAACCAGACUGAGGUGACCGUACAGAGAACGACGCGAAGCAAUCUCUGCCGUGUGUGAAUGCGAUUUGCCUAAGACUGUCUUAAAUUGGGGUGAUGUGAAUUUGGUGCUCUCGUAUAGCAAUUCUCACUUCAAUAAGAUACUAUCGCUUUGAAAGCCGC